AUGUCUGUUCCUUAUCUAUCUAUCUAUCUAUCUAUCUAUCUAUCUAUCUAUCUAUCUAUCUAUCUAUCUAUGUCUGUUAAUUAUCUAAGUCCUUUCAUGACAAAACAAAAUUUUGACUGCUAUCUAUGUCUGUUCCUUAUCUAUCUAUCUAUCUAUCUAUCUCUUCUAUCUAUCUAUCUAUCUAUCUAUCUAUCUAUCUAUCUAUCUAUCUAUCUAUUUCUAUCUAUCUAUGUCUAUCUAUCUAUCUAUCUAUCUAUCUAUCUAUCUAUGUCUGUUAAUUAUCUAUCUAUCUAUCUAUCUAUCUAUCUAUCUAUCUAUCUAUUUUCUGUUCCUUAUCUAUCUAUCUAUCUAUAUCUAUCAUAUCUAUCUAUCUAUCUAUCUAUCAUCCAUCUAUCUCUCCAUCCAUCCUUAUCUAUCUAUCUAUCUAUCUAUCUAUCUAUCUAUCUAUCUCUGUUCAUAUCUAUCUAUCUAUCUAUCUCUGUUUCCAUCCAUCCAUCAUAUCUAUCUAUCUAUCUAUCUAUCUAUCUAUCUAUCUAUCUAUCUAUCCACGGCCCACUACAAUUUCGAUCAAUCUAUCGACAUAUCUUCACAUUUCAGUCUGUCUAUGAACGUGUCUUCCCAUUUCAGUCUAUCUAUUUAUCUAUCAAAAUCACUUCCUGUAUCAAUCAAUCAAUCAAUCUAUCUUCCCGUUUCUAUCUAUUGAAAUCUCUUUCCUGUUCUUUCUUUCUACCUUAUUCAGCUGUAAUUAAAUUCUUGCAAUAUCUCUUGUUCGUUUCCAUAACUUCUGUAUUUUCCUCGGGUUUUCUUCUUCAUCUAAUUCUUCACGUUUUCUUCUUUUUCUUCUUCUUCUUCUUCUUCUUUAUCCUCCUUGUGUUUUCUUCUUCUUCUUCUUCUUCUUUAUCCUCCUUGUGUUUUCUUCUUCUUCUUCUUCUUCUUCUUCUUCUUUAUCCUCCUUGUGUUUUCUUCUUCUUCUUCCUUGUGUUUUCUUCUUCUUCUUCUUCUUCUUCUUCUUCUUCUUCUUCUUUAUCCUCCUUGUGUUUUCUUCUUCUUCUUCUUUAUCCUCCUUGUGUUUUCUUCUUUUUCUUCUUCUUUAUCCUCCUUGUGUUUUCUUCUUCUUCUUCUUACUCUUUAUGGCGUUCUUACCUUGGUCCUUUCUACUAUCUAUCUAUCUAUCUAUAUCUAUCUAUCUAUCUAUCUAUCUAUCUAUCUAUCUAUCUAUCUCCUUUCCUAUUUUGCAAGUGCUUGCUAGCUUUUGCUAACUUUUUUUUUCGCUUUUUCUUUUUAUUUACUACGCUUGCAUUUUAUCUGUCUCAGUUUGCUAAUAUCUAUCUGUCUGUCUCAAUCUGCUUCUAUCUAUCUAUCUAUCUAUCUAUCUAUCUAUCUAUCUAUCUAUCUAUCUAUCUAUCUAUCUAUAACUUUUUAUCUAUCCAAGCGAUUUCAUUAUUGAUUAUUUUCCUUUAUUUAUUCUCUCUCUCUCUCUCUCUCUCUCUCUCUCUCUCUCUCUCUCAACUAAUUUUCACUUUCAUUUCUCCGCUCCCACUUCCUUUACGACCUUUACUUUCUUUCUCAAAUUUCACCCUUUUCUUUUUUACCCUUUUUCUUUUUAAUCUUAUUCUUUUCAUACGCUUUUCUCUUCUUUAG
Acanthosepion pharaonis is the source of this 1641-nucleotide messenger RNA. The record is from the annotation of a GenBank genome assembly. Lineage: Eukaryota; Metazoa; Mollusca; Cephalopoda; Sepiida; Sepiidae.